Messenger RNA from Guillardia theta CCMP2712, 432 nucleotides. RefSeq lists its product as hypothetical. The record is from RefSeq and is a predicted model, not a curated record. Lineage: Eukaryota; Cryptophyceae; Pyrenomonadales; Geminigeraceae. The transcript is spliced from 2 exons. Bases 1 to 432 code for a protein of 143 amino acids.
AUGCUCGUCAGGAGUCUGCAACACCUACAUUCCAUCUUGGACUCUGAGGGUUACCUGGAGAUUGAAACUCAGAACUGGAGGGAAUAUCUUGUCAGCGAGGACCAGAGGCAGCAGGACGGUGCUGAAGACUCGAUGCACACUGCAAGCAAUCUGUUCCAAGACAACUUGUCUUCGAUGAUGAUCAAGAAGGACAUCGAGGAAGACUCCAACUUUGAUGAGCAGCUUGUUAGCAUCUGCAAAGAGAUUGCAGUGAAGAUGAAAGAUGAAGACAACAUGGAGAGAUUGAGGAGGCAUCUGAAGGGAGGGUUUGACACCAACAUGGGGGACUUUGAGGGCAGUGACUUGGAAGAUCUGAGAAGUUUGAUCGGAGUGAUGAUAGAGACAUCAACAAGUCAGCCAUCUCUUGUUAUCGAUGACUUCGCUAAGGUUUGA